Messenger RNA from Odontomachus brunneus, 1719 nucleotides. RefSeq lists its product as uncharacterized. NCBI's taxonomy places the organism in Eukaryota, Metazoa, Arthropoda, Insecta, Hymenoptera, Formicidae. The coding region runs from base 1 to 903 and encodes 300 amino acids. The record is from RefSeq and is a predicted model, not a curated record. The transcript has 3 exons.
AUGUCAGCCUCCGCAAUAGUCGCGGUUCGUAAAGUCGCUCCUCAAGAAUGCGCAUCUGAAUGGGACCAAAGCAGUACGACAGCUCUGAUACACAUGUAUCGGGAGCGCAAGUGCCUAUGGGACAGCAGCCACGAGUUUUACAAGAAUCGCCGAUUUCGUCGGGAGGCCCUCGCUGAGAUGGCGAGUCGCUUUAAUUGCUGCCUCGCUGAUGUCGAGAAGAAGUUGUACAUGUUACGCAGCUCCUUCCGCAAAGAAUAUCGCAGGUGGAACAGCGCGAAGCUGAACGCCGGGCCGAAUGGCGCGGAUCUAGUACGAAAACCACAAUGGUUUGCCUUGGACUUGCUCAUGUUCCUCAAAGACGACAUCGUCAGCAAAUCGCCGACUCCUACGAAUUCGGCUCGAGGGAGUGACGAUGGCUCGCCACAGCAAUUAGACGACAGCGGCCCGCUCCAAAAAGAUAUUCAGAGUAUCUUUUACUACGACAGCGAGAACAGCACGCUGACGCCCCUCGAUGUCGGCGAGGUCUCUCUUGAACAUAACUCGCAGUCGCAGGAUAAUAGAAGAACGGUUAGCGAGGAAUCGUCCAAGAGGAAUCCUGGAGAAAGUUUCUCGGAGUUCAGCAGCAAACGUCAGAAAACGAAUAGUGUGACAAACGAUAACGGAAUGUCGCGGACAAUGAAGAUAUCAACGAGCACGUUAGUAACGGAAAAGGACUCCUCCGUGGCUUUCGGGAACUUCGUCGCAGAGGAGCUAAGAAACAUCAAAGACCAUGAACAGAUGCAACUGGCCAAGUUGCGAAUUCAUCAGAUUCUCUUCGAUGGUGCACGCGGCUUACUUAAGAUGCCGAUUCCCAGACUGAUCAAGCACGAUGAUGUUGAUCCUCGUGGUUUCUUGAUUAAAUGAUCGAGAGAUUAUUUCUAGAUAAUUUCUAAAUGAUAUAUUUAAAAGAUAUCUUUUAGAAGUUUCUGUUACCUCUGGCUUAUUGAUCCUGUGAUUUACGAGCUGCUAUAUCAAGACUGUUCUUGACAAUGUGAUUCACUUUUCUUCGUAUAUUCAUCAAUAUACAUGAGGAAAUAAUUGAUUUUGGCUAUUUGAAUCUCUGUGAGAUAUAUGAGACGACAUAAAAAUCGUUCGUCGUAUUAACCACGUUAAUACGUUAGUCAUUAUGCUGGAUUUAUAUGUGAGUACUAGAAUUAAAUUCUCAGUCUGUUAUGUUAAUGAUACUAUGUUGUUUUCUUGAUAUUCUAAAUACUUAAUAUUUCUCUCAGUCAUUUUCUAUCAGGAAAGUAAAACUUAUAAAUAAAUAAGUAACACGUUACUCAAAUAUGGAUAACCUGGCAAUCAAUGUGUUAUUACGAAAGAAAGAUAAAACAUUGUAGAAAUAAGGCUCUUUCGAUAUAACACAAUUUAAACAAAAAUAUUUGAUAUCGAUUGAUGUGUAUUGAAAUUUAUUUACGCAACUAAAGAACGACGGAAGAGAAUCGAAUGUUAAUAUUUAAAUAAUUUAAUGUAAAAAUUGUUUAGAAAUAAGUAAUUAAAGAAACAUCAAUUUCCGUUCGUUCUCUUGCUGCGAAUUAUUGCUGUUCGUCGACGCGCAGAGAGAAGGCAAGCAGGAACUUCAGGUUUCCUCAUGAGUGAGACGAUUGCCAAAAGUUUGACGUAAGUCACGGUAUUGAGGUUGCUAUUUCGAGGAUAGCGGUGGUGUAUGGAUCAUUGUUG